CCCGCGCAUCCAGACCGCGUCACCAAUACGACUACAAGUCAUUCUAUUAUCGACAAACUGAUUAUAUAUUGCAGGAAUGGGUGUUAUGUGCACUGAUAACAGUGUAUAUUCACCAUGGCACACGCAGCCAACAUUAGCGCGUUGACCGACCAGCUAAUUGCGGCAGUCACAAAAUCCCCAGACCAAAAGAAUAUAUCGCGCUAUAAGAAUCUUAAACGCCGUAUCGAGGAAAUUUUCAAGGCUCGUCAGUAUGGGCGGACGGACCAGUUUGCAGUUGCGAAACAGCUAGAAGGACUACAGGAGAAAUUCCAAGUCCUGAAUAGAGACGAGUUGGCGACGGACCUGCGGUCGUCUCUAGUCGAGUUGGAUAACUACCGGAGCCCAUGGUUUCCGGAGAUCUUAUCCCUGUUCCUGCAACUCUCGGACCGUCCGGUUCUGCAAUCGCAACGGGAUCAAAUCGUGACACAGAAGCCUGUACAAGUCGAGGAAUCGCUUUCUUGGCGCGAAGUAGAUCUUGCUGGAGCCGCAUACUGUGAUGAAGAGGAUAUCUGGGAAGACGUAGACUUUCGUGCUGGAUCUUCGGAAGACGACAUCUCAUCAGUAUCCAGUGAAAUCUCCGUUCCCCGCAUAUUGCCUCAAGACUCGAUAGCACUGGAUGAGGAGUAUGUGAUCCCGGAUGAGGUGUUCAUGCCGGGAGAAGAUGGCGGUGUACUCGUCACCAUUAAAGACAUCCAGUUUUGGAACCCCGAAAACAAUACAGCGCUAUCUCACAAGGGAAACUAUUCUCGCCCUGUUACUGAACUUCAGAUUGUGAGAGAAACUAUCUUCAUGCUGCAAGGCCUUCCCACGUCUCUAUUCCGGCGUUCCGGCGACAGCGUCGAGGUAAAUCGCACAUAUGCGCUUGCACAUUCCUCGAAUGAAGCACUGUCGUAUUUAUUACAGUCAUUUAGCGCCAUAGGGACCCAGGUUGGUAUAUUGAGGAAGUUCAUCACCGUCCCUCAAACCAUCGCCUAUGUUCAGAGUUUCGUUCGCGGCAUCGAAGACCUUUUACGGAAGUUUGACGCCUUUCUGUCAAAAGCACAGACGCAAUAUCUUACACCGAGGUCGACAGUCGCAGUAAGCUUACUAGAGCUGCUGGAAGUAGUCAGGCGUGAGUCAAGAGUCCUUCUGAGCCUAGUGGGUCUUGUCUCGACCAUCAGCCAUGAUGUACAGACUCAGUCUGUGCGGUGUCUUGAUCUACUAUACGAUUUGGUAUGCAUGACACAGGCCGUUGGCAAUGAUAAUGAAUUCCAGUCACUUGCAGAAUUAUUUUUCUUCUGCUUCAAAUCUUAUAUACGUCCCAUCCGGCUCUGGAUGGAAACGGGACAGCUGGAUUCUGUGGAAGAAACCUUCUUUAUCCUUGAGGACCACAAAGAUCGCGACCUACGAACUCUCUGGCAUGAUUGGUAUACGCUGGAUGAAGCUUCUAGGCUGCCGAAUGCUCCCAAGUUUCUCCAUCAAGUUGCUCGCAAGAUCUUUACCACUGGGAAAAGCAUGGUCUUUCUGCGCCAUUUGGAGGCCAUUCCAACGGACAUAGACCGUCUAAGCAAAAGUACACUAACGUUUGAAGAUCUAUACCCUCAACAUUCCUCAUCGUCAUUUGCUUUGCCAUUCUCCGUGCAACUGGAAUCAUCAUUUGAAAAGCUCAUUGACGCAAACCAUUCCAUCACUUCAGACUGGCUGCAAGCAGCCCUCGACCAACAAUGCGGGCUAUGGACGUCUCUUCAAGCCCUGGAUUACAUAUACCUCGGCAAAGACAUGGGCAUCACAGGGAACAUCGACAACAAAAUCUUCGAAUCCAUCGACCGAGGAAAAGAUGCAUGGAAUGACCGCUUCUUGCUCACAGAACUGGCCCAGCACGCGUUCAGCGCUUUACCCUUGAUCGACCCGUCUAGAGUCAUAGUCCGAUCUUCCAAAGUCUCACCGCAAGACCUCGACGUCCAAAACAAAUCCGUCAAAAUGUUAAAUGUGCUCUCAUUCGACUACAUCCUCCCUUGGCCGGUAGCCAAUAUCAUCACAAGAGACGCCAUCUCCACAUACCAGCGCAUCUCCACAUUCCUCAUGCAGAUCCGCAGAGCCCAACACGUGAUCGUGAAACAACGCCUCCAGUACAGCAGCAAUUCCGCUGAAAAGAACUCCGAUAGAACGCACAACGUGUUAGGCUACGCCGUCCGACAUAGCAUGCUCUGGUUUCUGAAUACACUUUACGGCCACAUCGUUGACGUGGUCAUUUCGACCACGACGACCGCAAUGCGGAAGGAACUUUCGUCGUCGAAGGAUACUGAUGCUAUGAUUGCAGUUCAUCGCGCUUAUAUCUCAUCAAUGGAAGACCAGUGUCUGCUGUCGAGGAACCUCGUCCCGCUCCAUGAAGCGAUUAUCAACACUCUAGAUCUCUGCGUCCGCUUUGCGGAUAUGCAGGCGGUGUGUUACGGUGAUAACCAACACGAUCAAUCGCGGAGCAAUAAGCUUUCCCGGAAACAACACAAUGAGAACCAAAGCGAUUCUGACUCCGACUUCAAUGAGAAUGAAGAUGAAGAUGAUGAUCUUGACCAAGGCAACACAACUCGCACCGUCUCUGCAGGCACACCGUAUCCGCAGCAGAUCCGUUCUCUGAAGAAUGAAUUCGACCGGUCUGUUGGCUUCCUGACGGCCGGUCUGAAGAGUGUGGGACGUGUUGACGGACAGCCUAGUUGGGAGAUAUUAGCAGAAAAAUUGGAGUGGAGGAAGGAGCGCGAAGCAUUUUAGCUGACGUGACUAGGAGUUUAACGGUUAUGUAUGUUUCAAGGCGUCUACUGGGAUAUGGGGGUGGCUAUUCAUGAUUGUUAAUGUCCAUGGGAUCUAAAAAUAUUACAGAGAAAUUUUACAAGUAGCAUUUAAUGACAAAAUGCUUAAUUGAAAUAAUAGU
Molecule: messenger RNA, 2944 nt
Organism: Aspergillus ruber CBS 135680
Lineage: Eukaryota; Fungi; Ascomycota; Eurotiomycetes; Eurotiales; Aspergillaceae
Product: putative gamma-tubulin complex component GCP5
Exons: 2
Coding region: 115-2784 (889 amino acids)
Biological process (GO): spindle assembly; meiotic cell cycle; cytoplasmic microtubule organization
Cellular component (GO): equatorial microtubule organizing center; spindle pole; centrosome
Molecular function (GO): microtubule minus-end binding; gamma-tubulin binding
Source: RefSeq, a predicted model, not a curated record